CAUCAAACGUCUAAGAAAAAUAACAUGGCCUUCUACAGCUCUCUCUUUAUCGGUCUCUUUGCUCUUCUUCUUGUUAGAUCUUCCAAAGUUACAUGCGAAGAAACAGUUUCAGUUUCACCAACUAUUGACAUUUCAAUCAAUCGCAACACUUUCCCUCAAGGCUUCAUCUUUGGAGCUGGAUCUUCCUCUUACCAGUUCGAAGGUGCAGCAACGGAAGGUGGCAGAGGAGCAAGUGUAUGGGAUACUUUCACCCAUAAAUAUCCAGCUAAGAUCCAGGAUAGAAGCAACGGAGACGUGGCCAUUGACUCCUACCAUCAUUACAAGGUUUGA
Molecule: messenger RNA, 330 nt
Organism: Vigna umbellata (rice bean)
Lineage: Eukaryota; Viridiplantae; Streptophyta; Magnoliopsida; Fabales; Fabaceae
Source: RefSeq, a predicted model, not a curated record